AUGGCGCUACUCCAUUAUAUACACCAUCGAGGGCAGGCAGGGUCGUUGCGGACCGGCCAAGAGCAGGGUCGACAUGCCGUCGAGUUAGUUCCGAAGACGGACUCGCUCCAGGAAAACCCUCGGUACACCACCCCGCCAGUUCGUCCUUCGCUUCGCGGAACGGGUGGCCUCCCGACUUGCAUGGUCCCUCGGGGAGAGUCCUUCUGCGACGGGCAUGCGGGUCGCGAGGUCACGAUAGAGACAGCGGGCAACUAUGAGCUCAGAGCUAAGCAGUGCAGUAUAAGGACAACUUUGAAGUUGACUCGGACUCCGCUGCGACGCGCGCUGCACGUGAUGGGCGCGCUCAAGGCGCGCUCGCCUUCGAAGCGGUCGUCCGACGGUGACGGUCGUCCUCUUCCUUGUCUCAGUCGCCAGCGGCCCAUCCAUUCACUCGUUGUCGCCCUCCUCUUCCACGCGCGCGGUACCGGAAGCGUCCCUUCUCGGUUCCGUUUCGUCCGAACACCGGCUCCGUCUGAGAGACUCUGUCCCGGCCCGUCCUACUGUCCCCAGACUCUCCUAGCGAAACUGCAAUACUCACCGGUGGGUGCUUCCUUGGGUGUACGAGUGAUCCGUCCUUCGCCGUCAGGGUCUGGGCUGAACCAGAGCCACAACAUCCCACGAUCCAACCAUGGCGCGAAGAGAGCGACUAAUAGUACCAGUGUAGUACCACAGCCUACCACUGGCAAUGAGGUCGGCGUCGACGAUGGCAAGCUCGCUGUGAUGCCCUGGUGA
Molecule: messenger RNA, 771 nt
Organism: Rhodofomes roseus
Lineage: Eukaryota; Fungi; Basidiomycota; Agaricomycetes; Polyporales; Fomitopsidaceae
Exons: 4
Coding region: 1-771 (256 amino acids)
Source: RefSeq, a predicted model, not a curated record